This is a messenger RNA of Cyprinodon variegatus (sheepshead minnow), 3247 nucleotides long. It is a transcript of the gene dixdc1, whose product is annotated as DIX domain containing 1. NCBI's taxonomy places the organism in Eukaryota, Metazoa, Chordata, Actinopteri, Cyprinodontiformes, Cyprinodontidae. Gene Ontology annotation, cellular component: cytosol. The record is from RefSeq and is a predicted model, not a curated record. The coding region runs from base 163 to 2088 and encodes 641 amino acids. The transcript has 21 exons. Gene Ontology annotation, biological process: canonical Wnt signaling pathway. Gene Ontology annotation, molecular function: protein binding.
ACGGUCUGCUGUCCAGAGUAACGGUAGCCUGCUCAGAGCCAUCAAUUGUCUGACGUUUGUUUGAGUCCAGCAGUGGUUAGUAACGGGGGUCCGCCCGUUGUUCAGGCUCCUGCUGUGACAGCUAGCCGGCUAGCUGUCUUAAAUGGAGUUUCUGGAUAAAAGAUGAUCGCUUCACUCUCAAGAGGAAGUUUGCUGGACGAGGUUCUCCAUGGAGGAUACAAUGAGCAGCAGCUGGCAGCAUAUGUUUCCUGGGUGAACUCUCAGCUGAAGAGGAAGCCAGGCCUGCAGCCCAUUGCAGACCUCAGACAUGAUCUGCAGGAUGGUGUUGUUCUUGUGCAACUGAUAGAAAUUGUUGCUGGUGAGGUCCUGCAAGGAGUCUACAUUCCCCCGCUGAACAAAGAGGAAAGCAAAAAAAAUGUGGAGGAAGUCUUGCAGUUCAUUUCCUCCAGAAACAUACGAAUGCCGCAUAUAUCUGCAAAAGACAUCAUCGAUGGCAACCUGAAACCUAUAAUGAGGAUCAUUCUGGCCCUGGCAGCCCAUUUCAAACCCUCAGCAAGUCAGAGGGCUGCAUCUGGAAGUGGGCGUAGCUUAACCGGAGGCAGCACAAGCCACAACCCUCUGUCCACAGUUGCAUUGGCUCAAGGUGCCGCUGCUACUUUGGCAUCUGCACGCCUGGAUGCCUCACUGCCAACACGUUUUGCCCGAAUCAACAGUGGAAGGGGCUUGGAUGGAGAAAAGAGCGUUUGUGUUCGUGCUCUGGUCCAGCAGUAUGAAAGAGGAGGCCCAGAAGAGCAGGUUAAUCCUCAUUUCAGCAGCCUCAGCUCCGUGACUCCACUGUCGUCGCCAGGAAGUCAGCAGAGCAGCACCUCGGAUCGACAGCCGCAUGACAGCCUGCAGCAGGAGCAGGAGAGCAGCGUGGAGUCAGCUAAUGAUGUAGCGCAGAUAGCAUUGGAGGAUUCUCUGAGUGAAACCCUGGAGAAGGAGGUGAAAGAAACACGGAAGAUGGUGUCUGCUUUACAGGCUCUGUUGCUGAAUGGUUCUCUCCCUGAGGAUGAACAGGAUGUGUCUCUGACGUUGGAGCCAGUCAAUGCUGAACAACAGCUGGUAGUCACUCGCGGACGUUUGGAUCAGAGCAUGGAAGAGAUCACGGACCUAAAGAGAGAGCUGUUGCUCUGCAAACAGGAGAUCAGAAACCUGCAGGCAGUUAAGGAUGCCCAGCAACAGAGGCUGUGUGCUCAGGAAGCUUCUAUCCUGCAGAUGAAGCAGGAGAUCCUCCGAGCUGGCAUGACAAAAGAUGAACUCAACAACCAGAAUGCGGAGGUGAAGUGGAAGCUGGAGGAAUCCAACAGAAUGUGGGGUGAAUGCAAGAGGGACGUCGGGCAGAAAGACAGAUUACUCCUGCAGCUGAAACACAAACUGGAAGAGAGCCAGAAACUCCAGGCUGAAGCACAGAGAGAGCUGGAGCAUAAAAAUAUGAAGCUGCAGGAGUUGAUGAGUAGAAAUCUGCAAGAGAUCCCAAACAGCGCAGAGAGCAAUGGAUAUUCCUACCCGGGAAACUCAGCUCCUUCUGUGUCAGAUCAGGCGGAGGAGGUCCAGCUGGUCAGAGACACAUUGAGGAGCCUGAGGAACAGCUUCAGGGAUCACGACCCGCAGCACCAUACACUGGACACCCUGGAGCAGGGGAUAGUAUCACUCAUCGACAGACUGCAUGUUUUGCAGACUCACAGGGGAAGAGGAAAAUCUCCAAGACGGAAAAGUCAGCACACAGAUUUGGACCCCUGGGCUUCCUUCCAGAAUUGUCAGUCACACAACGGUUCUCCUUCUUCUACAAAAAUCCUUUACUUUACUGGAAAAUCCCCGACACCCUCUAUGAUCAGUAUACCUAAGAGGCUGGGUGAAGUAACCCUGAAGGAUGUAAAGGCAGCUGUUGAUCGAGAGGGAAACUACAGGUACCACUUCAAGGCUCUGGACCCAGAGUUUGGCACUGUUAAAGAGGAGGUCUUCCUGGAUGGAGCAAUAGUUCCAGGCUGGGAGGGAAAAAUAGUGGCCUGGCUAGAAGAGGACUGUGGUGAGGACAGACCUUUAUAGAUUCAAGUGGAGCAGCUACAAAGUUAUCCCAUCUCUUACAACAAUCCUAGAGACGCAUCAAUCCAUUUAGGUAAAUGCACUAUCUUGUGGCCUGGACUAAUUAGCACAAUACUGCACUGACAGAGACCUUCUGGGUUAUUGAACAGGAAGCAUCAUCUUUGCAGUUUGUGCAAAUAUCCUUCACCAAGGAAUUUCUAAAACUCUGUGCCUUACAAAGGAAAACUGUUUCUGUAAAGUUCUUAAUGCUGUUAUUCUGUAACUGUUGUAGAAAACUAGUCAGGAUUUUUUGGGGGGGCUAAGUUGAUUUAAAACUACUGUAUUUAGGUUUACAUGUAGAAUAGGAAGCGGAAAAAACCCAAAUAUUUUCCAAUUUUAGAAAGUGUUAACCGGAUUCAAUGUUCACCAGUGAGGCCUUUGAAACCUAAUCAAAUAAUAUAUUUUAUAGUUAUUUCAGCAGCUAUAUAAAUCAGACCUGUUUGAAUCAGAGCAUUGUUGUAUGCAGCCUACCUGGUGGGAAAGAAGACUUCUUUUAGUCUUGGAUGCCAUCUGGUGGUAGUAGAAAAUAUAACAGCUGAAAGGACAGUUGCAUAAAGGAAAAGUUCUUAUGUUUUAAACCAAGUGGAUCCUGAAUCCAGAGGUGAGUUUCUGUAUUCGUGUUCAAACUUAAUCAACGUUAUUGGAUCGAAAGAACAGAUGUGUCCAUGUAACAAUGUAGACAAACAGCGUUCUACCUACUCUUGUGUUUUUAUUUUGUUUUAUUUUGGGGGUUUUCCACCAUAUUAAAAACUAAAUCAUAUUUAUGUUUUCUUGGUUUACAGAGAUUUUUUAAGUAACUAUGCCUUUUCUUUAAAGUCCUUUUUAUUGUUAGUUUAUAAUAUAUCAUUUUGAGCUGUUCCAUUAUUUAUGCUGUGCAUUUCUCUGUAUGCAGGUCUGCAUGUAUAAAAUUCUGACUGUUUGUUUACUGACAAGCCAACAGAAACUAGUCAGUGCGGCGAAUAGAUCGUAUUUAAAUGCCAUGACUGCAUGUACAGGAAAAUGUAAAGCUUUCUGUUGAGAUGGUUAUUUUUCAUUUGUCUGAGGAGGUUUUUGCAAAGUAUAAAUAUUGUAUGAUUUUGGAUGAAGCGCCGUUGUUGAAUAUUUUGAAAUAAAUGUUUUUGUA